CUCGCGAGGUGGAUUCGAAGGUGUCCAGAGCUUUGUCGUUGACACAGACAGUGAAGGCGGCCCAGGGCCAUAGCACCCCAUCUCCUGCUCAUGCAAGCUCAAUCAAAUCAACUCCAAUCCUCGAGACUUAGAGGUUAGCACAGCGUUUUACUUGACGCUUCUGCUGUGCUGCGGCUUGUCUGGCCAUGAGUGGUGCGGGUGCAGAGGUGGUCCGCCUUUUUGAGAAGGCCAGCACCGCAGCAAAUGCUGCUGGAGCUGGGGACAGCCUGGUUGCAAGCGAAGAGAGCAGGGCGGCAGAUGCCCUGCAGCAGCUGCAGAAGGUGUCCAUCAGCACUGCUGUCCUGGUGGAGACACAGGUGGCCAAGAAGGUGCGCCGCCUGAUCAAGCACCCCAGCCGCAAGAUCAGCGCCGCGGCGCAGGCCCUGUUAGACACCUGGAAAAAGGCAGUGGUCGCAGAGGGACCUGCCAAGUCAGCCGCCACUCCGCAGGUACCAAAUGAUGCUCCUGACAGGGCGCAGCCAAAUACAAACGAGGGCAAUUCGGUUGGGAAGCCCAUGGGGUCAGCCACCGACGCAGGAGCCCUCCCUGAGGGGGAGUUGGCGGAACCCCCCUCUCCUUCUGGAGCAGCCGCGGAGACGCCAAUGAGUCGAGCCGUGUCACGGGAGGAGGUGGAGGCAGCACUGGCCGGCGUAGAGGUGAUCGGGGUUGAGCUGCGGGACAAACUGCGCGGCAACAUUGUGGAGGCGCUCAUGAUGGCGCAGGUGGAUGCCAGGACGUGCGCGUGCAACGCAGUGGCGGUGGGCACGGCGGUGGAGGCGGAGCUCUACAAGCAGUUUGUGAAAGACGCGCGCGACAUGAGCCUCUACAAGGCCAAGUACCGCUCCAUCCAUUUCAACCUCAAGGACAAGAAUAACCCGGAUCUCCGGAAUAGAGUUUUGACCGGCGGUGUGAGUCCAGCCCGUCUGAUGACCAUGACGGCAGAGGAGAUGGCGAGCGACGAGAAGAAAUACCAGAUCAAGCUGAUUCGAGACAAGGCCAUGUUUGAGGCGGACCGGUCCAUGAAGAACGUGGCCAGCACCGACCAAUUCAAGUGCGGCAGGUGCAAGCAGCGCAAGUGUACCUACUUCCAGAUGCAGACGCGGAGUGCGGAUGAACCCAUGACAACGUUUGUAACAUGUACAGUAUGUCAAAAACGGUGGAAGUUCUGUUGAGUAGGUAUGGGGCAAUGAGGACUUCUGCUCGUCUGGCAGCCGUAACGGGACAUGACAAUCAUUCCUUGUUGAAGACAGAACACGAUCCUGAUUGUUGAUCACCCAUACGCAAAGCGUACAAUACAUUCAUUGGUUCCUUCUGGCCCCUUUGGUCGGACAUGACGCGUUUGAACCUUGCGUUGACUCCAUAUACAGCAGCGUAGUGAGUUGUAAGUUGUAACACCCACAGAUCUCUAGAGAUAUUAGUUACCUUUGACAGGUCAUAUACAUGCAUGGUCGUGAU
Molecule: messenger RNA, 1494 nt
Organism: Klebsormidium nitens
Lineage: Eukaryota; Viridiplantae; Streptophyta; Klebsormidiophyceae; Klebsormidiales; Klebsormidiaceae
Source: the annotation of a GenBank genome assembly